Molecule: messenger RNA, 2135 nt
Organism: Ogataea polymorpha
Lineage: Eukaryota; Fungi; Ascomycota; Pichiomycetes; Pichiales; Pichiaceae
Exons: 1
Coding region: 32-1666 (544 amino acids)
Biological process (GO): vesicle-mediated transport; intracellular protein transport
Cellular component (GO): membrane coat
Source: RefSeq, a predicted model, not a curated record
GAAUUGUUUCUACACCAUCUUUCCAGGUUAUAUGGACCUAAUCCAUCCCAGGUUUGCCUUUUUGGUGUCCAAGUUGACAGAGCUUGAAGAUUACUCAAAAGUCAUCCUGAUUGAUCUGGCAACAGAUUACGCCCGUCUGUACCUUCCUAAACCGACGGAUGAUAGUAUGGCACCGGAAUUAACUCUUUUGGACUCCAAGUUGCGCUCUCUCAUUUACUCUUCCUCUGCUAACGUCGUGCUCGCUCUGGUGCGCUUCUACGUAAACGUGCUGCCAUUCAAGUUGGACGAAAUACCGCUGGCAAAAAUGCUUGUCAAGUUUUUGGGUGACGACGAGGUCACGCUCUACGUGCUCAAAGAGAUCGUGUACUUGCUUGACCAUGAACUGGUGAAAUUUUCAAACUCACAGCUGUCGUACUACGUUCCUCUUCCAAAUGAGCCCUUCAAGAUCAGCGAAUUGAAAGUGUACAUCUUGGUUAAGCUGCUCAACACACAAAAUUUCGAUCAGAUUUUCACAGAACUAGUUUUCCUGUUAAACACGGGCUCCACACAGCUCAAGUUAGCAGUAGUAAGGCUACUCAACCAAUACCGUGGCACGGCCGAACAGAAAGCCAAGAUAGGCCAAUUAUACCUCUCAAGGCUCGACUCCGAGAACGAAGAGCUUCUGGUUGCAGAGUAUGUCACAGGACUGCGGAUUAUGGUGCAGAAUGACCUGUUUGGAAAUAUCGACGUGCUGAUAAAGCUCACAGGAAAACUGGUGAAUGAGAGAGAGCUUACGCCUGUUGCCAGAGCUUCGAUCAUAUGGCUUGUGGGAGAGUUUUCAAACCAGCAAUAUCAUGACGACAAAUCAGUAGCUCUAGCCAAUUUCCUGCCCGACUUGAUGCGAAUCCUUGUGCGAGACUUUAGGAAACAGGAGUACCUGGUCAAAGUGGAGAUUUUAACAGCCCUGACAAAAUUAGUCUCGAAAGAACUGUAUGCUAGCAAGCAGCAAGGAGAAGAGUACAACUACGAAAGCUUGAUAUGGAAAUUGUUCAACUUCGUCUUGCAGCUUACCAAGUAUGACUCCAACGUCGAUCUAAGGGACAGGUCAAGGAUGAUUGGAUCGAUUCUUCCCAACGUGGUUUAUCUCGACCAAGACCUCACUGCUACCACUGCUAUAGAAUUUCAGCAAUACUACGGACAGAAAGCCUAUGUUUUGGAGAAAUGUGCGGAGAAACUGAAUGAGGUGGAGCUUUCUAUUUUGCUUUUCCAGACAUCAAAACCGGCUCCUAUAUCUACGGAUUCCUCGGUAAACAACAGCAAUAUAAACAAAUACAACCAAGUUACGCCACAAGAGCUGAACUCAGAGCUCCUUGAAUACUACAACGAGCUGCGUGCACAGGAAUUCCAACUGAAGGAUUAUAACCAGCACAAGUCAAUUUCUCACGCUGCAAAGCCUCCACCGGUUGUGAACUCUGCCACGACGAUAAACAUCGAGCCAAGACAGAGUGCAAGAAAGUACAAGUUGCAAACCCUGGACGAUUUCCUGAAAGAAAAAGGUACGCUGAAUGUGUUUGGAGGUAGCGAAGACGAAUCGGGACCGGAAGACGAGGAAGACGAGGCCGACGAAUUGGCCACCGCUGACGACGACGAAGAUGCGCGCGACUCCGAAUUUGAAAAAUCGAGUUGAAAAACUAUUUUUUAGCGCAUUUCAUAAAGUUUAAAAUUUAAUUCAAUGUCGUCCUUUCUAGGGUUAGGAGGCUCCAAAAGCAACUCGGGUGCAGGCUCUUCGUUGAGCUCUGUGCAGACUCAGCAGGUCAAGGACCAAGUCAAGUCUUCCAUCGCUACGGAAAUGGCCACCGCAUACGCUACCUCACUGGUGAACUCAUUGACUGAAAAUUGUUUCGAUAAGUGUAUCUUACAGCCAUCAUCGAGCUUGACCUCAGUUGAAGAGAACUGCAUUAACGACUGCGCGUCCAAGUUCAUGAGAUCGUGGAACCUGAUUUCUAAGUCAUACAUUGCUAGGAUCAACAAUCCAUAAAAGACGGUAGACAAAAUCAGCCGGGUCAAGUUCUCCCCAGUAUGUACAUAGCAGAUGUGCUCCAGGUCUGCACUUUUGUUUAGUCUUUGAGCUCUGCCAAAAUGAAUCCAAGAUUUAC